Molecule: messenger RNA, 1843 nt
Organism: Sciurus carolinensis (gray squirrel)
Lineage: Eukaryota; Metazoa; Chordata; Mammalia; Rodentia; Sciuridae
Gene: Ccdc28a
Product: coiled-coil domain containing 28A
Exons: 6
Coding region: 54-908 (284 amino acids)
Source: RefSeq, a predicted model, not a curated record
GCCUCCUUUCCCCGCCUUUCGGAGUCACAGCUGAAGGCAGGACAGGGGAAGCCAUGCGGUGCCGAGGUUGGAGACCCGAGCGACACUGUUGGAGCAGGAAGGGGCGGGGCUCCCAUAUGGGGUACGAAGGCACCGCCUCCGUGUGUCACUUCCGUAAACAAGGGGCGCUGCGCUGUCGCGGGUCCGGGGAUGUGACCCGGGAUCUCGCUGCAGCUGCGGCGGUGGCUUCCGAGGUGCCCGGAUCUUUGCGGGUUGAAGAAAGGGACUCGGACCCUCUGCUUCCUCGGGUCUUAAGAAGCUGGCCUUGGUGCAGCAAGGAACUUAAAACAAUGGAAGAGCGCAAAGUGAAGAGGAGGAGUCCAAAGUCUUUUAGUGCCCAUUCUACUCAGGUUGUUAAUGCCAAAAAAAAUGCCAUUCCAGUUAGUAAGAGCACAGGGUUUUCAAAUCCAGCAUCACAGUCAACUUCACAGCGACCAAAGUUAAAAAGAGUGAUGAAAGAAAAGACCAAGCCUCAGGGUGGAGAAGGAAAGGGUGCUCAGUCAACCCCCAUUCAGCACUCCUUCCUCACCGAUGUCUCGGACGUUCAGGAGAUGGAGCGGGGUCUCCUGAGUCUUUUGAAUGAUUUCCACUCUGGCAAACUUCAAGCUUUUGGAAAUGAAUGUUCCAUAGAACAGAUGGAACAUGUUCGGGGAAUGCAAGAGAAAUUAGCUCGCUUGAAUUUGGAGCUCUAUGGGGAGUUAGAGGAACUUCCUGAGGAUAAGAGAAAAACAGCUAGUGAUUCCAAUCUGGACAGGCUUCUGUCUGAUUUGGAGGAAUUGAAUUCUUCUAUGUUAUACUUCCUGCCUGGAGUUGCUCUGGCCUUCCCCCUUCUCCUUAUCAAAUUACACUCAAGUCUACCAUUUCCAUAAAGCAUUUCAUUUGUACCUUAACAUUCUUCCUUAUUUUAUUGUCUGUUGGAUUUUUUGCACAUGUUAAGGCCCAUCCUUCCAGCUGAACUAGAAUUUCUAGCCUUUAUGGCUGUGCUUACAUCUGUACAUUUUGCAACAUCUGCCAUUCUUGUACUGCUAGCAUUUAGUUGCCCUCAGUGUAUCCUUCUCAUUGUUUGAAUUAGGUCUUGGAUAGUAGGUAGCAUGUAGUAUGGGAGAAAGGAAGAUGAGAGGUGAUGAUGAGAAAGGAAAAGAGUGAUAUAUGCAGGAAAUAAUAUAUGCAGACUUCCUGCAUAUAUUCUUAUUUUUUGAAGAAUGAUUAAGAGGAUUAUAGAAUAGAUUUUAGAAUCGUGAUUAUUUUAAUUUGGACUCUUACAAAGAAGUUGUUUUCCCAAAGAUGAUAAAGAGGUGUCUUCUCAAAUAUUUUUUUAAUCCAGUAAGUCAUAUUUGACUCUAAUUAGCUCUUGAAUCAUAAAACUGAUUAUUGCUGCAUCAAAAAAUAAGUCUGUGCUCUGUUGGAACCUAGAACGUUGUCUUUAAUAGUAAUUGACUAGGCAUAGAUAUAGUAUAAUUUCCUACAUUUAAAAAUUGUCUUUCCACAUCCAAGGGUCCCAGCAGCAACACAGCAACUUUCCCUUAAGCAUAUUUCCUUUCUUUCCUUCUUCUUAUAAAUACUCCUGCCUCUUAGAUCCUGAGUGUAAUUUCCUGAAAUUCAAAAGAAGUACGUAGGGGCUGGGGUUGUAGCUCAGUAGUGGUGCACUUGCCUAGCAUGUGUGAGGCACUGGGUUCAAUCCUCAGCACCACAAAUAGAAAUAAAUAAAAUAAAGGUAUCCAUCUACAACUAAAAAAAUUUUUAAAAAUAAAAAUAAAAAAUAAAAGAAGUAUGUCUUGUAGAAUGAAAAUCUUCUUAACUGACA